This is a messenger RNA of Sorex fumeus (smoky shrew), 1090 nucleotides long. RefSeq names its product mitochondrial ribosomal protein S35 (gene MRPS35). Gene Ontology annotation, biological process: mitochondrial translation. The record is from RefSeq and is a predicted model, not a curated record. NCBI's taxonomy places the organism in Eukaryota, Metazoa, Chordata, Mammalia, Eulipotyphla, Soricidae. Gene Ontology annotation, cellular component: mitochondrial small ribosomal subunit. The transcript has 8 exons. The coding region runs from base 1 to 1038 and encodes 345 amino acids. Gene Ontology annotation, molecular function: structural constituent of ribosome.
AUGGCGGCCGCCGCGCUCCCGGGGGGUCUGUGGUGGCUGCGGCCCGCGCCCCGCGCCCUGCGGCCCCUCGGCGCCGCCCCGCGACCCCCCUGCGCCGCCCCGCGGACCCCCUGCGCCGCCCCGCGGACCCUCUGCGCCGCCGCCGCCGCCGCCGCGCGGCCAAGUCCCCAACCAGGGCCACCAGCAAGAACGUCCAGACCGGACAGGCCUCUCCGGAGAAAGGCGCUGCCCCCCAGGACAGAGAAGAUGGCCGUGGACCAGGACUGGCCGAGCGUGUACCCCGUGGCAGCCCCGUUCAAGCCCUCGGCCGUGCCCCUCCCCGUGCGCAUGGGCUACCCCGUGAAGAGGGGCGUGCCCAUGGCCAAGGAGGGCAACCUGGAGCUCCUCAAGGUUCCCAAUUUCCUGCAUCUGACUCCCGUGGCAAUCAGAAAGCACUGCCAGGCUCUCAAAGACUUCUGCACCGAGUGGCCGGCGGCUCUGGACACCAGCGAGAAGUGCGAGAAGCAUUUCCCCGUGGAGGUGGAGACGGCCGACUACGUCUCGUCGGGGCCGUCCAUCCGGAACCCCAAGGCGCGGGUGGUCACGUUGAGGGUUAAACUUUCCAGUUUGAAUUUGGAUGAUCAUGCGAAGAAAAAAUUGAUUAAGCUUGUGGGAGAGCGGUACUGCAAGAGCACAGACGUGCUCACCAUCAGGACGGACAGGUGCCCGCUAAAGAGACAGAACUAUGAUUACGCAAUGUACUUACUAACGGUCCUGUACCACGAGUCCUGGAAAACGGAGGCGUGGGAGCAGAGCAGGGGUGAGGCCGACGCGGACGAGUACACGUGGGAGAACAGCCCGUCGGAGCGGACCGUCCUGGACACGCUGCAGCGCAUGGCGCCUGCGGACGUGGCCCCGCGCGCCCGCCACGACCUGCUGGCCUCCCGCGAGGUGGCCGAGUACCGGGAGGCGGUCGUGGGCCUGAAGAACGCGGGCGACAGUGAGGCGGGCCUCUCCCGGUACAAGGAGUCAGUGAAGAGGCUCCUGGGGCUGCCGUGAGCGGGGGCGCCGGCCUCUCCCGCCCGCGCCCGGGCCCAGGGUCGGCGGAACU